UUAGCUGAGGCCGAUAUGUAUAGGAUUCUGUUUAAAUUAUCAUUCCUGCCAUUGUUGUGUAACAAGAAAGAUCCGUUUGCUCUUCCUAAAAAGACAACGCUAAACCAGCCUUUCAUUUCUAACUCCUUGAAAUUCGGAGAAAUUAAGGAAGACGCCAUGACUAGCACCAGUAACUUCAAUGUCUACAACAUCAACAUGAUGAGCUUUCUCCUUCUUGUUUCUCUCAUCAUUGUCUCAUAUUCACUCACCAUCUCCUUGGCUUUCGAGUCCGAAGUUGAGGAUGAAACUCAAUUUACGUAUGAAGAAGGAACUGAAAAGGGGCCAAAGAACUGGGGAAAGAUCAAUCCACAUUGGGAAGCUUGUGGUAAAGGAAAAAUGCAGUCUCCUAUUGAUGUUCUUGACAGAAGGGUGGAAGUUUUUCCGAAUUUAGGAAGGUUGCGUAGGGAUUACCAAGCAGCUCCUGCAGCUGUGAAGAAUAGGGGACAUGACAUUACAGUGAUUUGGAAAGGAGAUGCAGGAAAAAUUACAAUUAAUGAUACUGAUUACCAACUGCAGCAAUGUCAUUGGCAUUCACCCUCAGAGCAUGCAUUCAAUGGUACAAGGCAUGACCUGGAGCUUCACCUAGUUCACUAUAGCUCUCAGGGAGGGAUAGCUGUUGUCGCAAUUGUUUACAAAUAUGGUCGGCCUGAUCGCUUCCUUUCAAAGUUGCUCCGCCAUAUAAACCAUGUUGACCAUAGAGAGAGAGAGAUGGGGAUCGUCAACCCAGGAGAUAUCAAAUUUGGGAGCAGAAAGUAUUACAGAUAUAUCGGUUCUCUCACAGUUCCUCCAUGCACUGAAGGUGUUGUUUGGACAAUAGUCAAGAAGGUCAGGACAGUUUCAAGGGAGCAAGUUAAAGCAUUAAGAGAUGCUGUUCAUGAUGGAUUCGAGGCAAAUGCAAGACCAGCUCAACCAUCGACUGGAAUUCCAAUGUACGAGUACAGUCCAAGACAGAAUGGGGCCUCUACCUAGUAGUAAUAUAAACUGAAGAGAAGAAUUUAAGAGGCCUUCACAGCGCGACUUUUGCAUGCCAUUUAUUCAGAUGGCAAUUUAUUUCCCUUAUAUAUACAUUUCAAAUUUCAAGCCUGUUUAUCCUGGUGAAGAACUCAGGCAAGUUGUUGUGGACGUUUUUGAGAUUAAUAAAUGAAGACUCUUGAGCUAUCAAGAAUUAUAUCCA
Molecule: messenger RNA, 1213 nt
Organism: Populus euphratica (Euphrates poplar)
Lineage: Eukaryota; Viridiplantae; Streptophyta; Magnoliopsida; Malpighiales; Salicaceae
Product: alpha carbonic anhydrase 4-like
Exons: 8
Coding region: 16-1008 (330 amino acids)
Biological process (GO): one-carbon metabolic process
Molecular function (GO): carbonate dehydratase activity; zinc ion binding
Source: RefSeq, a predicted model, not a curated record